AUAAUCAUGUUUUUGGGCAGUAUUUUCCAGAGUUGCAGAACACAGGACAGUAAAAACAAAGAAGCCAGUUUGGAUUAGGGCACAAAUAAUUGAGGAAACAGUGAACACUGAUCCAUGAAAGCGAGGUCUACCCCCCAUUAGAUGCUCGUACCGUCCGAUAAGAUCUUUUCAAACCCCCCCAAAGCAGGUUCCCUGGCUACCUACUAGACCUCUAGCCAUUGACAGACUUAGCCUGAACCAGCGAGAACAACAUUAUUCUCCCCUAGAAUUAAAUAUGCUUUCCUUUUCAUUCUCUCUUUCUUUAAUGUCUAAACAGAGCAGCCUGCAGAGAAAAGCACACAUGGCUCUUUCUUCUUCAGACCCAAUAACCUUCGCACGUCCACUUUGUUUGGUUUCGGGAAUUGGUAGCCGAAGAGAGAAAUUCUUGCGUCUGUGAACACUGGAAUGAAUCAACAGUUUCGUUCAUUGGGUGCGAGCUAACAGAGUUUGGCUUUUGCAGAGGAGAGCAGAGGAAGUCCAUUUUGUGGUGAUGGGAGAACACAAAUGACUAAUUGACGAUUCGGUCACCAGAAAGUAAGGGCUGGGAUUGAAGAAGGAGGUCGGGGGAGAAGCAGAUAGAUAAAAGAGAAACACAUCACGAGAGUAUCUGACAUGUUUAGACGCUGAGGUAUCGUUCUUUUUGAGGACACGUCGCUCCAGAGAGUAAUGGGAGACAGACGGAGAUAGAGAUUUCACCAUACAAUGCUAUGGGCUGUUCCUUUUCUUUUCAUCUUUGGAGGCACAGCCUUUUACUGAGUUCCCCAUUGGACGGCUUCGUGUUUUCGGAGGGUUUCACUUUACUUCCCCUUUUCAUCCCAACCUUUUAAUUCCCUUUCUCUCGAGAAUCUAAACUCAUUCCAGCAAGGUCUCUCUCUCUCUCUCUCAUAAUUGUACCAUAAUCAAUUCAUAUUUUCCAUUGUUUGCUGGCCACCAAGUGAUUAUCUUUCACUUAACUAGCUGGCUUGUCAUGAUCCAAUGGGCAUGUCUUUUGUCAUGUAAUGCAGAUCUUUUCACGAGGUGUUGACAGAGUCUUUCCGUUUCUUUUCUUCCUAUUUUUUCAUCGUUUCGUACGAAGACAAAACCAAAAAGAAGGAAAAAGAAAAUGGGAAAUUCUCCUUUGAGGGUUUAAAUUGUUAACUCGCCGGUUUUCACCACGUUCCGGGAAAUUGGAAAGACGCCUAAAUUGUGAACUGCAAGCUGCGAGGCUCUUUCGCUUUGUCUAAAAGCCGUGAUUGGGUUUUUGUAGGUUCCACUAUUUCUUCAGGACCCUGUACUCUCUAUCUGCUGCUGAGCAAAUGGGAAGAGCCGCCCGGUGGUUGAAGAGCUUGUUUGGGAUAAAGAAAGACAGAAACCAUGUUUCAGAGGGAGAACUUAGAGACUUAUGUCACAAUCCAACCACCAUACCACCAAACAUCUCGCCUGCAGAAGCUGCUUGGCUUCAGUCGUUCUACACAGAAACAGAUAAACAGCAGAACAAGCACGCCAUUGCGGUGGCCGCGGCCACCGCAGCCGCCGCUGAUGCCGCCGUAGCAGCCGCUCAGGCUGCAGUGGCCGUCGUUAGGCUUACCAGCCAUGGCAGAGGCACCAUGUUCGGCAGUGGUGGACACGAGAUAUGGGCUGCCGUUAAGAUUCAAACAGUAUUUAGGGGUUACUUGGCAAGAAAAGCACUGAGAGCUUUGAAAGGAUUGGUGAAAUUACAAGCACUCGUGAAAGGCUAUUUAGUGAGGAAGCAGGCCACGGCAACCUUGCAUAGUAUGCAAGCUCUUAUAAGAGCUCAAGCCACUGUGAGGUCUCAGAAAGCUCGCAGGCUCAUGAACAGAGACAAUGAAGCCUACAGAUAUGAAGCUCGAGCCCGAAGAUCCAUGGAGAGAUUUGACGACACUAGGAGUGAGUACACAGCACCCAUUCACAGCAGAAGGAUGUCUUCUUCUUUUGAUGCAACAAUAAAUAACUCUAACAGCUUCGACGGAAGCCCAAAAAUAUUGGAAGUGGACACUGGUAGGCCAAGAUCGAAGUCUCGGAGGACCAACACUUCAAUUUCAGAUUUUGGCGAUGACCAACAAUUCCAGGCACUUUCCUCUCCUCUUCCAGCCCCUUGUUGUCGUACCCCAGUACGCCUAUCGAUACCGAACUGUCGCCGGAAUCUGCAGGACACCGAUUGGGGGUUGACGGCGGAAGAAUGCAGGUCGUCUACGGCACAGAGCACACCUCGGUUCACCAAUUCUUGUGGGUCGUUUAGUUGCAAUGCGGCGGCGUGCGGGAGCGUUUGUGCCGGCGAUGGCUUUUACCGACAAUACGGGAAUUGCCCGAAUUACAUGGCGAAUACUCAGUCAUUCAGGGCGAAAUUGAGGUCCCACAGUGCUCCAAAGCAGAGGCCAGAGCCGAAGAGGAGGGUAUCGUUGAACGAAUUGAUGGAGUGUAGGAGUAGUUUGAGCGGGGUUCGAAUGCAGAGAUCUUGCUCGCAGGUUCAGGAAGCCAUUAGCUUCAAGAAUGCAGUGAUGGGUAAGCUCGAAAAGUCUGCAGAAUUUGGGAGGGAAAGGGAUAGCAAUUACUGGCAGAGGAGGUGAUGAUGGUGGCCCUAUCUUUGUUUUCACAUUGAAGGCAAUUUGCAGACAGGGAACAGAGCAUUGGAGGAUGAAGACAAAACGGGAGAAAGAUAUAGCAUCAAAGUGUAAAAUUUGACGAAUUUUCUUGUGUUGUGAAUGGGAUAAAGUGAAAUGGAGUGUCUGGUGUCGUGAAUGCUUCUUUCCUUAGUUUCAAUCAAACCCUCAAUUAUUUGUAGCUUAUGGAAAAAUUUAUUGGAAGAAGAUAUUUGCUAAGUGAAAAUACUAUGGGAAGAAGGGUCUGAAUGUUACAGAUAAAUGACUCAAACGCUUGAAAGAAUCCAUUUUGUUGUAUGGGGCGUAAA
Molecule: messenger RNA, 2947 nt
Organism: Neltuma alba
Lineage: Eukaryota; Viridiplantae; Streptophyta; Magnoliopsida; Fabales; Fabaceae
Product: protein IQ-DOMAIN 14-like
Exons: 3
Coding region: 1335-2606 (423 amino acids)
Molecular function (GO): protein binding
Source: RefSeq, a predicted model, not a curated record